AUGAGAAAAGGAAAAGUGAGAUUAUGGCCGUUGGAUCUAGAGAAGGAUAGAGUAUAAACCGUUGAUGUAAAAUUAAAUCAGAAAUGGAGAGUAAUAUUAUCUUUUUUGUUUUGCCGAGUGCAAGAAGAAGAAGAAGAAUGGCGCUACGGAUAGGUUCUUCCACGGCGCCACUCAACUUCAGCUUUAACUUCAAAUGGCGCCCGCGCCCCAACUCAGUAGUUUCAUUCCCAAUCCACGAAUCCAAUCGCGUCAGAGCCGCUGUUAUUCUCUGCCGCGCCGCCAAUUCACACUCUGGUCCCGUCCAGAAGAAACGAAACUCGUCCGCGGCCAAUACUAAGAAGAAGAAGAAAAACAAGAACAAGACUAACUCUGCACCCGAAUCUGACGAUUCUAACCCUUUGAGUUUCACCAAGUUUGAUAUUCCGCACGAUUUUGACGAUGAUGGCCUCGAAUUUGGCGCUUCUGAUUCGGAUUUCGAUUUGGAUUUGGAUUACCGACCUUCUUCUUCUUCUCCUAUGCCGCUGCCAGAACCGCCAGCUGGAUUCCUCGUAGGCGACGACGGCAAGGUUCUCCUUACUUCAACAAAUCGACUUGCCACCAUUGUUGAUCCAUCCAACAAGCUUCCAUUGGAGUGUGUUAUAAGGAGAGUCUUCAGAAGUUCCAAUGGAGACGAGUGUUUGUUGCUCUGCCCAGUCGACAUGCCAGUCCAGAUAUUAAAGAGCACGAAUGUUGAUGGAUGGUCAGCUGUCAGUGAUGAGGAAGUUGAAUCUAUUGUUCCAGCUGCAGCUUAUGCACUUGCCAAGAUACAGAUGCAUCUUGUUCAUAGUGGGUACUGUUAUACAGCACGUGGUGGUUUUUGCUACUCAGAAGAAGACAUAUUUGAGUUUCACACAGAUGAUGGUAAGGAAGUCGAUGGUUUGCCAACUGAAGGUGUGGAAAUUACGUAUUUCAAUUUGGAAGGUGCCCAGUACAUGAUUUAUACGCCAUCUGAUCCACUUCUUUUUGUUGCUGUCAAGGACGAGAAGGGGAUGCUACAAAUUGCCGAUGAUGACUUGCUUGAAGAUCCUGCCAUCAUAGAUGCGAUAGAUGAGGAGACGGAAUUUAAUGCCUUGGUGGAAGAAGAAGCUGCACUUCAUGAUUCAAUGAUGGAUGAGAGUUAACUUAUGUACUUUUUUUGGCAAUCUUACUUGCAGUAUUUAGUUUUCCACUGUCUUGUGUAUAUGAUCAAAUUUUGUAAGUGUGCUAUAUUUUAUAGUUGACAAUUGGGUUGAUAUAGACUUCACGUCUGGAGGAUGUUCGAGAAUUCCCUCACUUGAACCCCAAAAUAAUGUUUCUUUUA
Arachis duranensis is the source of this 1339-nucleotide messenger RNA. RefSeq lists its product as uncharacterized. Lineage: Eukaryota; Viridiplantae; Streptophyta; Magnoliopsida; Fabales; Fabaceae. The coding region runs from base 84 to 1160 and encodes 358 amino acids. The record is from RefSeq and is a predicted model, not a curated record. The transcript has 10 exons.